CUCACCAGUGAAUGCGCUGAUGUUUCAGUCUGGAAGCAGAAGGGCAGUCGAGCUGUGUCUCUGCAGUGUUAUAAUAGUCUUGCUGAAGUGGCCAUCAGGUGCAUCUGUGAGCUGCUAGUGGCCUUGCCACACUUCAACUUCCACAACAACAUUAUAGUAAUGAUAGUACCUCUGAUGAACGACCCCAUCAGGAAGGUGUCUGAGAUGUGUUGUGAAGUGGUCAGGAAACUGCUGAAACAGGAUAAAGUGGGUCAGGCUUCACUGGCAGCGGUGAAAGUUAUCUCAGGCGUGGUCAAGAGCAGGAACUAUGACGUGAAACCAGAGGAUUUAACAGAUCGUGAGAGUCUCCAUUGCAUUCUCACAUCCUUCCACAUCCUCUCAGGACAAGGUGACGUCCUCAACAUCGACCCUUUGAAAUUCUAUAGCCACUUGUACAAAACGCUGCUGACUAUGCAUGCAGGAGGUGCAAAUGAAGACAUUGCCAUCGUGCUGCAGUGCUUGGCCGUGAUGCUGACCAAGCGCAGGGAGCAGGUCACCCUGCAGAGGGCGCAGGCCUUCGUUAAAAGACUGAGCAUGCUCAGUCUGCACGUGCUGCCUGACUCUUGCAUGGGCAUCCUGGCAGCCAAUAGGACACUGAUGCAUGGUACGCAAAGCACUGCAAACCUCUUAUAAUAAUACAGAAGAGAAAGAGAACACAGCCCCAUCACCAUCAAUGGAGCAUCAGUGGAGAGAGUCAACAGCUUCAAGUUCCUCGGUGUCCACAUCACUGAGGAACUCACAUGGUCUGUCCACAUUGAGGCCAUUGUGAAGAAGGCUCAUCAGUGCCUCAUCUUCCUGAGAUGGCUGAGGAAGUUUGGAAUGAACCCCCACAUCCUCACACGGUUCUACACCAGCACUGUAGAGAGCAUCCUGACUGGCUGCAUCUCCGCCUGGUAAGGCAAUAGCACUGCCCACAACCACAAAGCCCUGCAAAGGGUGGUGCGAACUGCCAGACACAUCAUCGGAGGUGAGCUUCCCUCCCUCCAGGACAUAUAUAUCAGGCGGUGUGUGAAAAAAGCUCGGAGGAUCAUCAGAGACUCCAGCCACCCGAGCCAUGGGCUGUUCUCACUGCUACCAUCAGGCAGGCGGUAUCACAGCAUCAGGACCUGCACCAGUUGAAUUCAUGACAGCUUCUUCCCCCAAGCAUUCAGAGCAUCCAAGCAUCUUUUGAACUCUUGAUCUCUCACGAUCAAUAUACAUCAGCACUGCACUUGAUUAAUCUUAUUAUCUCACACUGGUCUGUCAUAAUUGUAUUCUCUCUUAACAACACACUGGCAACUAACUAUCAACCGACAGCUUGAAUGUCAAUACAGAACAAUACAACCUACUGUACAUUUUAUAUACACUACAUAUACUAUUUUUUUAUUGUAUAAUGUGUAUUCUGUAUUGUGUAUAUUGUAUACUGUACAUUCUAUGUUGUUAUUUGUAUAUUGUGUUGUGUGUAAUUAUGUGUAUAUUUGAUUUUAAAUUGUGUUGUGUAAAUCUGAAGUUUAUUGUAAAUUGGUAUAUGUCUCAUCACUGUCACGACUGCUAUGUUGCUCGGAACUGCACCCAAGAAUUUCACACACUAUUGCACUUGUGUAUAUGGCUGUGUGACAGUAAAAGUGAUUUGAUUUGACAUUGGCUUAACUUACCCAAAGAGAUGCACUAAAGUGCAGUAACCCAUACCAGUUGCGAGAAACCACAACGCGAUAAAGUAUUGAAUGUCACACGAAUACGGGACGCUUGAGCAUUUUGAGCGUUUCAUCACAGGACGUGGGUCCUCGUCUCACUGUCCAACCUUUUUAUGCUUUAAUAUGGGACACAAAUGGGAUGUUUCGCUCUCUGCUAAAGUACAGGACCCCAAGAUAAAAGGCGUCCCAUAAGGGAUAUCGUAAUUUCGGCCAAAAUACAGGACGUCCCCUGUAAAAUGGGCAGCAGCAACACUAGCAGCAACAAAAUUUGCAUAUUUGUCUGUGAAGAAAGUUCAUAGUUGGAUACUGCCCUCAUGAAAAGCAUAAUCAAUGGUAAAAUAUCGUUCACUAAAAUCUCAUGCAUGGCGAAUAUGCGCAAGUUUGUUGCAUUACUAUGACAACUAAUGUGGACAUGAUAGCAUAAGUGACUGUAUUCUGAACAGAAAAAAUCUGAUCUGGCCACAUAUAACUUGCAGUUUGAACAGUCACUAAAAAAAAUGGAUUUUAGGAAAAAUCUAAUUUUUACUGCAGUGUGAACAAAGCCAUAUAUUUUCACUACUUACAUCUUACACGGUACUGACUGCUGAACUAACUUGCUUUGCAUCUAGCCACACGCUGCUCCUCUCGAAACAUGAGUCCCGCCUUCUUUGAUUUGAUUGGUCAUCUCAA
This is a messenger RNA of Myxocyprinus asiaticus (Chinese sucker), 2381 nucleotides long. Its product is annotated as nucleolar complex protein 3 homolog. The transcript is spliced from 6 exons. The record is from RefSeq and is a predicted model, not a curated record. Gene Ontology annotation, cellular component: nucleolus. Gene Ontology annotation, molecular function: chromatin binding. Lineage: Eukaryota; Metazoa; Chordata; Actinopteri; Cypriniformes; Catostomidae. The coding region runs from base 160 to 672 and encodes 170 amino acids. Gene Ontology annotation, biological process: DNA replication initiation.